Rhopilema esculentum is the source of this 8446-nucleotide messenger RNA. RefSeq lists its product as uncharacterized. Gene Ontology annotation, cellular component: plasma membrane. Gene Ontology annotation, molecular function: G protein-coupled receptor activity. Gene Ontology annotation, biological process: G protein-coupled receptor signaling pathway. Lineage: Eukaryota; Metazoa; Cnidaria; Scyphozoa; Rhizostomeae; Rhizostomatidae. The record is from RefSeq and is a predicted model, not a curated record.
UAUGACCGAGCAGCUCUGGUGAUGUGAUCAAUUUCUAAUUACGCAGUUUCGCAGCAAUGCGGGCUUCAGCCGCUCAUCGGAAAUGCAGGAUAACAGGAUGUUUUCGCGUUGGAGAGAAUUUUGCACGUGUUCAAGACCUUAUAAGGAGGUACUUCUCAAUUUUUCAUAAAUUUUAAUGCCCUUCGGGACCUUUAAAAAAGCGCGCAAAUUGGUUGUCAGUUGUAUAAUGCGAGACUUCACUACGAGUCGACAAGUAUCUUGACGGUCUAGAAAAGGAUGACAUUAUCACGACUGAUGUGGACAUCAGUUGAUUAUUGAGUUCACAUUUGACAUUUCGUGGAAGAAGCUUCGCAGAUCUAACAACUGAAAGCACCACUUAAGGAACAAAGAAGUUGACAGAAAGCAGCUGUAAAGACGUUUAACAGAGACAAUCGUUAAAGGAAUGCAGUGUGUCUAAAGGCAAGCUCAGAAAGAUGGUUGUUUUAUAAAAGAAGUGUUUUAAAGUGGAAUCGGAAGAAAUAAUGUUCUUGGUAUCUGUAUUUUGAGAAAGUUUUUGUGAUUGAAAGUAAUCAAGAGGAUUUUGUGAACCACUUGACACUCGACCAAGGCACUCGACAAGUAAAGAAUAAGACCUUGAGCUGUGAAGAUCUAAACUGCUUAAAUGGAUAAGCAUUCACAGACGCUUCUUUUCUACUGGAGUCUCAUAAUUCUGGACAUUUUUACAUUUCUCCUGAACGGAGUGACAUGUAUCAUGUUUGUACGAUUUCGAAGGCGACUACUUGCAAGCACCCAUAACAGGAUACUCUUCUCAAUGGCUCUAGCAGAUACUCUUGUUGGCAUUUUCGGCACUUCCCUGGGUGCCUUACUGCUUUUAAAACAAAACAGUCUCUACUAUAAGAUUUUCGGUAACAUCCCAAUGUUCAGCUCUCUUUUCAUAUCUGUCCUGUCGUUGGCGUUGCUUACCCUUGACAGGUUGAUUGCCCUUAAAAGGCCAUUUCAAUAUAGCUCUCCAAAGUAUCGUCGGCUGAUAACGAGGCUCCUUAUAUUUUUCUGGGUGGUGCCUAUCAUUAUUUCAGUGCAGCAGAUCAUCGUUUUCAUAUAUCUGUCAUCGAAAUACGAGCUAACUGUCCGAAGCAUUCUUUUUUCUGGUUUCUUCUUGCUUGCAGCGCUCGUUUUAAUUUGCAGCAAUGGCUUUUUGAUCUCUAGUAUCAAGAAGCAUUUCUCGGUUGUUCGCUCAAGAUUUUCAAAACAAAGUGGUGCAACGACUGUUGUAGACGAGGAAUCACCAACCGAUUACGCCCCAAAGGGAGUAAGAAAAUCUGUUGUAUUGGAGCUGCAGGAGUCACAACAAAAAUGCAAGCGUACUGCUGCAUCGGGCAGCGAUGGUCAAAUCGGAAGUAGCAUUAGAGGCAUCAGAAGACUGGAACUCAAGCAAACAUCUAUGUUUUGCAUCGCGAUAGUUACGUUGUUUCUCUUAUUCUGGUUGCCGCUAGCGGCCUAUCGGACGUGUUACGCAGCUGGGAUUACCUUGAACAUAUCGUGGCUACGUAGAUUUGCACUUUGUCUCACUGUUCUCAACAGUCUGUUAAACCCUGUUUUGUACUUCUUAGUGAAACGGGAUCUGCGUAAAUACUUGAAAAGAACAUUUAUUUGCGGGAAUUAAAUCGGGAAUUAGUGUGAAGAUAAUCAAAGGUGUUGGGAUAUGGAUCGUAUGGUAGUAUGCUGACAGAGUCCCUUUGGAUUGAGAACAACCUAUAACUAAUUUGACGACUACUACAGAAACUAACAAUUUCUUUAAACUCAAUUGAGUGAAAAAUUUAUUUUCUUUAAGAUAUUCACUUUAGGCUUCUUGAAAAGAUAUGCCAACCAUUUUUCACCCCUUUGGUUCUAUAAAGAUGCAUCGCGUCAAUCUGCUCUAAUACCAACGCUCGAACAUUUUUGCAAAAAAGAAAUCUUUUAUUAUCAGCCUCCAUAUUAUUUACCAUCUUUAAGUGAGCUGUAACGUAUUGCAAUAUUUUACAAAUGAUUUGAAAUGUACCACUUAGUCUUUUAGUGAAGAAAUAUCUGGAAAAAGUUGGUCGUUUUGUUUCAGAAUGCAAUAAGGCUAAAUAGAAAACUGGUGUACCACAAGUUCGACAAGGUGUUAUGUGUUGUUUCACCUUUGGUCCUUUCCACAUUCAAAUACCAGGUUAGGUAACAGCUGAUGCAGCAACGCUUUCCACUUUGCCAGUUGGGUAAUCUAAUAUUAAGAAAUUAUUUCUAGUCAUUCCCUCAGAAUUCAAAGAAGAGAAUAUUUAUAAAUUGAAGUAUGAGAGUCACAAAAAGUGUUAUAAACUAAUUAAGAGUGAAAUACGAAAUGUGAAAGGAGUAUUUCUGAAAUCAAAAUGGUAUCAAACGUCAACAUGUAGAUUUGUCCUUAGAAACGCCUUGAAAUUGACAUUUUCAGUGAUUCUGGUUUUGCCGAUUUUAUCUACUACACCCCCUAAACCUGACUGUUUUAGAGCAGGGCCAUCAAUGACGAGAGGACUUUGCAAAACAAGAGAGUGUUUUUGCAAAAUCUUCCAUAAUAAGUCUUUAAUUUGAGUUUGCCUCCCCUUCCCUCUUGACUUUCCAACUUGGUUUUGAGACCAUUUUAAGUGUUUCUAACACCACUGACAUCAUGGUACCAGUCUGGCCCUCUUUUCUGAAACUUACCAUGGUUUGUUACUUUAUCACUUAGUGUAAAGUCAUUAUGCUAUUUGGAUGUCCAUAAUUACAUCGUUCUUUGCAUUUUCUCUUUUUUGAAGAUGAACUGAUAACGUCAUACUUGAAACAUUUAAUGUAAAUAUUGUACAAAGAAUAAUGUUAAAAUGUUAUAGUUGAAAAUGUGUUCAUCAGUGUUUGUUUUUCUAUUGUCGAUGUAUACAUUUUAAAAAGAUAAAAAGAAAAAGGAGAGCGAUAAAGGAGCGAAAUGUAGAACUAAUCUACCAUUUGUCGUGCGAUGUUUGGGUCACAUUUUGACCAUCUUAGUUUAUUUCUUUUGACUUAAAACACUUAUCAAUAUAUGAAAAAAAGUAAGAAAAAUGCCUAAUUCUCGCUUGCUUUGUUGUCAAAUUGGCAUGCUUGCUUGAUAAUGUUCUGUGGGAGUUAUAAACCUGAGAUCAGGCUUACGGCUCAGAAAUGACUUCAAAAAUUCUGUCUAGCAUCUCCGUCCGACCCUUUUCCGCCCGACCCUUGUCCGUCCAAGCCUUUUCUGUCCAAGCCUUUUCUGUCCGAGCCUGAAGUUUUUCCUAGGCUAGGAGCUAUUUUUUGUUUACGAUAUUAUGUUACGUUUUAUUAUUUGUUCAGAAGAAAAACUAUAAGUCACAGUUCGUAAUUUACUAAUCUAUCGACAUCUAGACCUACAAACAUCCACAUAAGGCCUAAUAAUCAUUUUAAUUUUACAUCUUCUCAGCAGAACAAAAUAUUAGAUAUAUAAGGCUGGCUGUCUUUUAGUAGAAUGACUACAAAACACUAAAACAUCAAAUAUCCAGUAGGCCAAUUUGAAAAAAUAACAAAAAAGAAGCAAUUAUUUGCCAAAGUUAGUAAGUUUCUUGCUAUUGGAGGCGUUCUUAUUAUAUAAUGAGUGAUUAAAGCAAAAGAAGUAAUAAGAUUGAAUGAUAUAUCUCCAGCAUUUAAGAUUAAAAAUAUUGUCUGUUUCCAAAAAUGCUUUACUCUGCAAAACUCAUAACAAAGGUUGCAUCAAUUUGUGAUAAAUAGUUGACUAUUAAUAAAAAAGAGAAAAUUUAUCUAGUAAUUUUAGGAACAGGACCUCCAAAGAUCCUGUAUAUUGAAUCACACAGAAAGAUUGAUUCGAUGAAAAUAUUAUUCCCAACACUUUUGUGAAGUAGCCCGAUAAGAUAUCUCACACAUUAGAGGAGCCGACAAUGUUUUGCUGGUGACAGACUGUUUUUGCCUCUUUUCAUUUUAAUACUAGAGAUUCUAUUCUAAUCUGUUUCUUAAGUCUACAAAAGCGAGCAUUGUUUCUGGCUUUAUAAGAAGGUCUAGUCAAACUUACAUUUAUACUUCACUUGUUUCCAUUUCGGAUUAAUAGUCUUUCUUAAAGGCUUUGGUGUUGUGUUACCUAUUGAGAUAUGAAACGACGAAAUACUUUUAAUUCAUAACUGUCUAUUUCAAGAGAGUUUGUCGCCAUUGGCUCAUUCAUUUUGUGAAUUCUGAUGAAAUCACGUUUUACGUCUUAAACCAAGAUUGAUCAUUUUAUUAGCUGGUGCACCGCUCUGCUAAGAUGGAUUUAAAAAUUUAUGGAUAAAAUUCAUCUCAAAAUGAAUGCCAGAAAAAUAAGCAACAAGUAUAAGUUCAAUCAGGAUGUCACCAAUAUUUUUAAUUUAAGCAGGUUUCUCCAGUCCAAGGUAGUUUUGCAAUUGAAUGUCAAAUUUCGUAGCUAAGCGCUAAUCUUUUCGUGGAUUUGAUGGAAAAACGCCGAGAUACCAGUCAAAUCAAACAGUAUAACACCGAAUUCAAGGAUUAAUUCUUUAGUGUAUUUAUGCAGCUGUUUACGUCAAAAGAAUGGGUGAAGAGAAGAGAGCGGAGAAUCUUGUUUUCUUUUUUUUCAUAUACAAUUCAGUAUACACUAAAAGGUAUUUCUGCUCCAAAAUGUUUUUCAUUUUGAUCAAAUUAUAGCUAGUAUUUCUAUAAGUAAGUUAACUCAUAGGUGGUAUCACGGGAUGGUGACUCCUAAGUGAGGGAGGGGACGGGUACUCUGGAACCUUGCAAAGGGGAGGCCCAUCUGAAUAUUCUAGAACCGGAAAUAUUUUGGGGUAUGGCAAACUCCAUUAUAAAAAUGUUUUUGUUUUAAAAAGUCAUUGAUCUCAAUGUAGUAAGUAUGCUGAACGCUGGGCAGCGGAAGAACAAUAUGUCUUAUUUUAUGUGUAUAUUCAGCGGAUGAAUUUUUUCAUAUAAAGAUUAAUUUUUUGGGGAUAUGACAUCUUAGGGGCAAAAUUUUUGCCAGAUUGACCACCUUUAUGUAAAAUGGUUUAGUAUUCCCCUAGGGGACAAGUACUCCCUACUAAUCGCCAGGACACUUUAUAUUAUUCGCUUAUAUCCGAAAAAAUCGUAAGAGAAUAAUUGGUGAGUUUGCAUAUCGCAGGUUUGGGUGUGGUCCAACGAGAAUCCUGUACCCAGCACCACCAGCGCAAACAUGACUUAAAUUUGAACAAAAAUCAGUUGCGUAUGAUCUCCAAGUGCCUUCUAUCAAUGUUUUGAUGCAUUGCAUUAAGAUGCAGAUAACAAUGCGGGCCUUUAAGAAAACAACGCAGCAAACCAGAGAGAUGUGCAAAACAUACCAACAACGCAUGCCAGCUUUCGUUCUAAAAAAGCCCUUAGCAUACCGAAGAAAAAAUAUCAAUCACUUAUUGCUUUAUGCAGAUCCUCUAACGUCACCUCGUGAAGCAUGAUAUCACAAAACAACAAAUUGAAAAAUGUUAAUGUCGCUCUUAAAACUUAAGCCAAACCACAUCAUCGGAUGAAGGUUUUUUCGUAGGUAAAUGUAUCAGAAACAAAAGCCGAUCUCAUAUGACGAUCCCGUAAUUUGAAGUGGUAUAUAUUCAAUAUACGUUAUUAUGCUUGUUGUGUUGUCGGAUUUUGUCAGGCUGAUUAAAUUUUGUUAUUUCACCUGUCUUGAAAUAUUUUGAUGGGUUUAUCUCAACUAUAAUGAACGGUUGUGUUGGAAAAUAGUGAAUGAUUUUUUUAUCAAUGUUGUUUGAAGUUAUGUGUAAUAUUAAGAUGCGAUUUAAAACGAAUUUAUAAUAUGGUUGUAUUAGAUUGACUGUUUGGAAAAACGACUAUAAACACCCUUAAUGUAGGUCGUUAUAAUAUAACAAUUGAUUUCCUAAAUAAUGAAUGGAAUAACAGGAAUAUCAUCUAAUAUUUAAUCCCUCUUCGAGUUGCCUAAUGAUCUCAUUUUCAAAGUUACACAUUGCCUGUGCGGCAUCAAGCACUUUAUUAGAGAGAUGAGUCAACAGUAAACGUCAUCCCGGCUUUGAUGUUGGUCAAUAUCGGAUUCGGAAAUCGGCUGAUAACGACAGCCGGUCAAUUUGUAGCACUGGAUUGUCAUUACUAUUCAAAUUUCCGUUGGUACUCGAAUGAUCUUUUUGGUAGUCUUUGUUGCAUUUCUCCCAAUAUUUUGUAGCCAGACCCACUCAACCCUAUUGUUUUUUGUCAAAGAGAGCAGAUUUUCAUAUUUUGGAGGGCCUAAAUGAUAAACUUAUCAAUAAAAUUGUUGAUGCUUUUGAAAGUAGAAACCCGUGAAGUGUAUCGCAGGUGCAAACUUUUUAGUUGCAAGACUUCAUUUGAGAUUUGCGGAGCGAAUGCAGUAGGCGCAUUUUUUCCUGAAAAUAGAUCCUGAAGUUUUUAAAAAAGAUGAACUGUUUGUUGGCAACUAGAGAUCAACAUCGUAGUCGUUCAGCUUUUUAGUGAUCAGCGGAGCUGAUUACUGGAUUGCCUUCAGACAAAGUAACUCAAUGGAGCUACCACGCAAUCAUCUAACGCCUUAAUUUUUUUCUUUCUCAUCGAUGAUUCAACAUUUGGCGCUGUUUAUAUACCGAAAAGCCGCCGGUUCACACAUGUUUAGAAAAAAACUUAAAAAACUUUAAUUUUAUUUUAUUUUUUCCAACAAUUUUGAUUAACCAAUCAAUCAAGGCAAUUAAUCUAACGCCUUAAUUUCCUUGCUUUCUUUUGAAUGCUUUUGACAAGGGAUCUAGUGUAAUUUGUACUGUCUGAAGUCUUUAAGUAAGGAUUCAGGUGGUAAUUAGCGAAAAAUAAAAUACAAUCUGCAUUUAACAAAAUACGUACGUACAUGUGAUUAUUAAUUUUUGUUAUCUACAAUAAUCAGCUAUAUCUAGUUUUAAAUUUAGUUCUUUUGAGCUCCCGAUCUUGAUAAAACACUUGAUACGUGAAAUAAUAUGUUUGGAAAAAGGAAUGGUACUGAAUGCAUGGACUUGCGAUAGCGAACAGUGUUAUUCGCUAUCGCAUAUUUAUUAGUAACAUGGACUCAUGUUAGUGAAAAGAUCGUCAACGUAAAAUUAUGUUUUAGAAUGAUUUAUAGCUUUAUGAUGGCUGCAUGUAUAUAUUGCUGCUGGUUUUUAAUGAAAAGGUUGAAUAAUCUUCUUCUUUGUAAAAGAUACCUUUGAGUAAUAACUUGCACCAGAGUAACAAUGCAGCGCUUAUGUAACAAGAGUAUAUUAAACAAAACAGAAGGAUGACAUCAACGUGUUCUUUGUGAGAAGUUUUGUCUGAUAUUUUCUUCCUUUAUCGUAUUCCAUUAUCGUAUUCCAUUAUCGUUAUCUUAUUCGUCUCAAGACUUCGCAUCGAACAACAGGAGAUUACGUCAGACGUUCACGCCUUUUUCUUGCGUGUCUUGUUGUUACCUAGAUUUGUAACAAUGCUUCAUCAUAAACCUUUGAAUAGUUGUUUAUUUAUUUCCUUUUUUAUUCUUAUUUAUUUCUUCGAAUGGCCCUUGCCCAUUACAACAGCCAUUGCAACCUACUUUUCACAUCAGAGGAAUCUUCGAAUGCAAUGGUCUUUUUCAUGAUUGAAUUUGUAAACAAAACUGUUUAGUGCAGAAUUUGAUUGCUAGAUUUUAUUUCAUUAUUUCAAUUUAAUUUCCACAACACGUGUUUAUCUCUCGUGAUUCAUAAGGAUUAUCUGAGUGUGAAAUGCAUUUUCAUGGAUUUACGUCAAUCUCCUGUCUCAUUUAUACUUUCAAUAUUGAAACACCUCGAGUUUUAUGAUAAUUAACGGAUGUUCUUUCUGAUAAUCAUUGUAUGUUAAUUUGCUUUGAGACAAUAAAGCAGAACAGUUCUCACUUAAAUCAGAUCCUGAUCUGCAAAUGAGAAGAUUUUCUGUCUCUACCUUGAGUAAGCUUAAUAGAGUUCUUGACAUCCAGAAAUCAAAUAUUUUACUCUUGACCUUAUAACUUAAAAAAAACACCAAAAAAUACUUCUUAAAUAUUUAAAAUCGGUUAGAGCUGUUGCAAAUUGGGUGAGAUAUGGCCAAUAACAGAUAUGUAAAUUGCUUACAGGUUAAUUUUCUUGGGCUUGUUCAUGAAGUUAUGAACAGAGACCAGAUUUUAUUGACUUGAUGGGGUUUGCAUGGCCAAUAUCUAAUUCAAUAUGGCGAUUUCACACAUCAUUUCAUGAUGCGUUAGCUGGUUAUGUAAUCUAGGUUCAAAAAUUCUUAACUUAAAUUCUUAAAUUCUUAACAAAAAAUUUCCAACUUCAUAGUUUAAGAACUUUAAAGCUAUCUUCUGAAACCUGAAUCAUUUACAAAAAGGCUGUUGGCACAUUGUAUAAAUGUAUCUACGCACUAUAUAUAGAUUUUAAAAACAUUCUUUUUCAGUUAGCUAUUUGUACCAAGUAUGCCAGAAAAGGAUAAGCGUUGAUGCUGAGUUUAGCAUAGGAUACAAAAUGAG